CGGAUCGAAGCCAGUCGACGCCGAAGAACCUGAAGAUAGUAUGCCCCCAGAUAGACCACGUCCAAGUUAAAAGACCAUGUACCCGUUAUUCGAGCACCGUCACUAACCAGGCCCCGACUGUUCGACAUCCAAGAUGGUCGGUGCUCCAGAAGAUCCAGAAGACCAGAACUGCACCAACCACGUCAAGGCCAACCACAACCCACCCACCAGUCCAGCUGACGAUGGCGCCACAGACAACUGUACCAAAUCACCUAGCAAAACUGGACUUAAUAAUAAAGAUCCUGCCAAACUUGUCCCUAAAUCCAAAGACAACAUUACUAGAGUUGUAGUGGUAGGUUUAACCCCCGAACGAAGACGAGAAACAUGGAACAAGAAGGUAGAGUUCCUGUUGGCUGUUGUAGGUUUUGCCGUGGAUUUAGGAAAUGUCUGGAGGUUUCCUUAUAUAUGUUAUCAGAAUGGUGGAGGGGCCUUCCUCAUCCCCUACACGAUAAUGCUGGUGUUCGGCGGGUUGCCGCUCUUCUAUAUGGAGCUGGCUCUGGGGCAGUUCCAUCGCAGCGGAUGUUUAACUAUUUGGAAAAGGAUAUGUCCGGCUUUAAAAGGAGUGGGUUACGCAGUAUGCCUGAUCGACAUCUACAUGGGCAUGUAUUACAACACCAUUAUAGGUUGGGCAGUAUAUUACUUGGUUGCCAGUUUUACCGAUGAACUACCAUGGACCAAGUGUAACAACAACUGGAAUACCAUCGAUUGUCGUCAAGUAACCUUCCUGUCAAAUAUGACCAAUGCCAGCACACCUGCCAAAGAGUUUUUCGAGAGAGAAGUUUUGGAGCAAUACAAGUCUGACGGUUUGAACAGAAUGGGGCCUAUAAAACCAGCUCUGGCACUGUGUGUGUUUGCUGUCUUCGUACUGGUGUAUUUUUCAUUGUGGAAAGGUGUUAAAAGCACUGGAAAGGCUGUUUGGGUUACUGCACUAGCACCUUACGUAGUCCUAAUCAUUCUGCUAUGCAGAGGAGUGACAUUACCAGGAGCAAUGAACGGAAUCAAGUAUUACCUUACUCCAAAUUGGACCAAACUCCUCGAAAGUAAAGUGUGGAUAGAUGCAGCUUCCCAGAUCUUCUUUUCAUUAGGUCCAGGUUUUGGAACGUUGCUCGCUUUAUCCAGUUACAACAAAUUCAACAAUAACUGCUACAGGGAUGCUCUUAUUACCAGCAGCAUAAAUUGUUUGACUAGUUUUUUGGCUGGUUUCGUGAUUUUUUCGGUGUUGGGGUAUAUGGCGCACGUGCAGCAUAAGGACAUCGAUAAGGUUGGAUUAGAAGGUCCUGGAAUGGUUUUCAUAGUUUAUCCAGAAGCAAUAGCCACGAUGAGCGGUUCGGUAUUUUGGUCCAUCAUAUUCUUCCUGAUGCUCAUCACCCUAGGACUUGAUAGUACUUUCGGAGGCCUGGAAGCUAUGAUUACAGCUCUAUGCGAUGAAUAUCCUCGUACUCUUGGCAGACACAGAGAAGUUUUUGUUGCCGUAUUGCUUUUUGGCAUCUAUAUAUGUGCCUUGCCAACAACAACCUAUGGUGGUGUUUACCUGGUGAAUAUGCUUAACAUCUACGGGCCUGGUUUGGCCAUCCUUUUUGUGGUGUUUGUCGAAAACGCUGGUGUCUGUUGGCUCUACGGUACUGAUAAUUUUGCUAGAGACAUCGAAAAGAUGAUCGGGCACAAACCUGGCAUCUUUUGGAGGCUGUGCUGGAAAUAUAUAAGUCCUAUAUUUCUUCUAAUUAUUUUUGGGUGCUCUCUGUGGACUAAUCAAGAGAUGCUGGGCAAAGAGUACGAAUAUCCAGAAUGGAGCCUUCAAGUGGGAUACGUCUUAACUGCCUCUUCUAUAAUUUGUAUCCCCAUGUACAUUUUAUAUAAGUUUGCCUUGACACCAGGUAGCAUUCUACAGAGGUGGAGAAUGAUUUGGCAAGCAGAGCACUCGUCCGACAAUGCUCUAACUUACUGCGCCGGAACAGAGGUGUGACCAGAAUCAGCGAUGGUCAGGUCCCAUACCAUCGAGUGGUUAGUUUAAGCUUAAAUUAUGAAAUUUACUCUAAAAGG
Molecule: messenger RNA, 2079 nt
Organism: Sitophilus oryzae (rice weevil)
Lineage: Eukaryota; Metazoa; Arthropoda; Insecta; Coleoptera; Curculionidae
Product: sodium-dependent serotonin transporter
Exons: 11
Coding region: 134-2002 (622 amino acids)
Biological process (GO): serotonin uptake; sodium ion transmembrane transport
Cellular component (GO): neuron projection; membrane
Molecular function (GO): serotonin binding; serotonin:sodium:chloride symporter activity
Source: RefSeq, a predicted model, not a curated record